Symbiodinium pilosum is the source of this 1014-nucleotide messenger RNA. The record is from the annotation of a GenBank genome assembly. NCBI's taxonomy places the organism in Eukaryota, Dinophyceae, Suessiales, Symbiodiniaceae.
AUGGUCUGUGAGAAAUGUCAGUGCUCCUUCAUGGACAGACUCGUUGAGGCAGAGUCGAUGUCUGAAGCCGACCUGGCAAAGAUCUUUCGACACAUGCUCCUGGGGGUCUCCCACACACACGGAGUUGGCAUAGUUCACAGAGACAUAAAGCCUGACAACUUCCUUUGGGGUGGUCCAGACAAUAGCGUGCUUAAGCUUUGCGACUAUGGUCUGGCUGUCAUGAUGCCCAAGACUGGCAAGCUUAGUGGAGUUUUUGGUACCGCCCCAUACAUGGCUCCAGAAAUGCUGCGGAAUGAAGGGUACGACUUUCUGGCAGAUGUCUGGUCUAUAGGCUCCGUAGCCUACCUGCUGGUCUAUGGCAGCUUUCCGUACUCGCCUUCCGAGGCUAGUGCGCCAGCCAUGAAGAAAGCAAUCAUCGAGGAUCAUCCAGCACUCCAUUUUCCAUGUCUCAGUGAUGCUCAGGGCGUAGUGUCCGGAUCGCUGGUGGGAGCAUUGGAUUUCACGAAGAUGCUGCUGAAGCGCUCGGCCAAGCAGCGACCUACCGCUGCAGAGGCGCUGAGGCACGAAUUUGUGGCGGAGAAGGUUGUGAAGAUCCCCGAUGCCAAUGAGUUUGAUCCAUUGUUGCGUAAGAACGCGCACAAAGCUAGAUCGCUCACGCAGCAGAUGCGUCAAAAGCGCGAUUCCACGGUACAGCAUGGCAUCGACGAUCUGCUGAAGAAGUUGAUCGUGAAGAACGGAGGAGACAUCAGCAGUUCCAACAUCUUCUUCUCUGAGGGUGAUGAGAAGCUUGAUCAGGAAGAGGAGGAGCCACGGAGCAUGGAGCCGCGAAUGAAGCGGCGAAGCUCCAGACGCGAUGUCAAGCACUCUACGCACUCUGGAGUCAUAGACCAGUUCGGCAGCUUGAAAUUCGACAUGAGUCCCAACAGCGCGGUAGACUCGCGGGCCUCGGGCAAGAGUGCCCCAGGGGAUGUCCGGAUCCCGGAGCCUUCAUUGGACUUUUCUACCUUGCACUAG